Molecule: messenger RNA, 2483 nt
Organism: Misgurnus anguillicaudatus (oriental weatherfish)
Lineage: Eukaryota; Metazoa; Chordata; Actinopteri; Cypriniformes; Cobitidae
Source: RefSeq, a predicted model, not a curated record
UAGGACCUGAAGCUCUGAUGUUAAGAACAUGUUUGUAUUAGUUUCACAUUCGUUACAACACUAAGUAAAUGUGAUUAAAUAUUUGGAAACUGAACAUAAAUGAGCUUAAGUUUGAUAUGAUGCCUAUCUGCCACCUCUCUGCACCUUAUCAUCUGAGGAUGGAGUGCAUGUACUCUUUGUUUCUUUAAAAUGUCAAGCUUUUUUCAUGUGUUUCCUAUCAAAAUGAAGCUAAUGAUGUUCAGUUUACAAAUAUUUGGUCACAUUUACUUAAAUGUAAUUAAUAAGAAACUUAUAGAAACUGACAAAAAAUUGUACGAACAAUUGUAUAAUAAGUGACUCCAACCAAAUUUUAGGGCCAUUAUCACCUGGGAGGGGCAUGCUGAAACAUCAGUUUCAGUGCAAUUCUCACCUGGCAGGGGCAUGUGGAAUGCUGCAACCUCAUUGGCUAGUUUGAAUCCAGGCCCAGGGUUAAAUAGAGACCAUAUGGUCAGUUCAGAUCAUCCUUGGAUACAGGUAACUGCUAUCUUCUGGACAACCUGGUUUGUUUUAGACCACAUCACAAUUUUUUCUUCUAGUCAACGAACUUCUCUUCUGAAAACUUGACAUGGAUUCUGAAGGGUGAGUAAUUUCUGUGUUAAGCUGUCUUGUUUUUGUUUGUUAAAAGACUUAAAGUCUUGUGUUUCCUUUCAAAAUUAAGCACAAUGUUCAGUGAUUUGAUCACAUUUACUUACAUUUUAAUUAAUUUAAAACUAUACAAACAUUUUUUCUAAGAUAAAUCAGUUUUUCAGGGCCUAACAUUCAAACCAGCAAAAUGGUGGCUGCAUUCCCCUCACCCCAGCCAAGGUGUGGCCUUCCGAACAAUGGCAUUGGCUAGAACUAUGCAAACUUAUUUUUAUUUAUUAAAAAUUAAGUGAGUUGAUGCUUAAAACAAGCAAAAUUAUCUGUGAAUGGGGUAAGAAAAGUGAAACAAGACAAAAAUACUACUAGUGAAAUAACCUUUAUUUUUUUGUACAUACAGAAAGUACCACAGCAGGAUCUACUUCCUCUGCCCGAUCUGCAGGAAGGCUCCGCGUACUCUUCCUGGGCAUCUCAGGACGGUGUGCAUGCAGGGCAGGGCUGAGGACAACAUCCAAGCCACUGUACUCUAGUCCAAAAAGGAGAUGGCUGAGUUCUCCCAGAACGGGCGCUUCUGGGAGUACCACAGACUUCUGGAGAUUUUUGGAGCGGCUAAUCCUCUUGCCAGUAUGUUAGAGGAAAUGGAGAAGAAGGGCUUGGUGGUGAGGAACAUUCCUCCUAUCAUUCAUGAGCCAGCUUCUUAUGGUCGGCGUGCUAGCUCCACCAGACAAGCUGAGAGAGAGAUGCCAGCUGCUGUGGAAGAACCAGAGCCGGAGAACGACGAGAACAUUAAGGAGCGCUAUCAGAGCAAUGGGCCACGGUGGAGCGUUGAUGUCCGGGUGGAGAUGGCGAAAAAGGGCCUUUACAAAAAGCACUCCAUCAAACAUGACCUUCUGGAUGGUUUUUACCACUAUCUACGAGUGGACUUGGAAAACCGUAGGAGCAAACAAGAGGUGGAAAAUGUAGCGAGGUUCCUGUACUUCAUGGACCCCAAGGAGCCGAGUCUGUUGUUUGUUCACGACAUGGAGAAGGUGCGGGAGUACUUUAAUAUACUCACCGUAACCAAGCUCGCCAAACAAACAGUCUUGAACUACUGGAAAAGUCUCAAGAGGUUCAUGAGGUACACCCUCACAUCAACCAACCUGCAAAAAGAGGACCCAAGUCUGUUCUCUGAUUGUAAACGCUUCAUGGAUCCUUUGGAGGGCAUAUGCACCGGUAUGUCUAAGAAGAUCAACAAAGAGCUGAACCAGAAAAGGUACAAUGGUUAUGGUAAGGAGAAGCAGCUGACAGACUGUGUGGCCAUUCUUGAUGUGGCCCGUGCUGAUUUCCUCGAGGUCAUUGAGAAACUCCAGGGUCGUAAGGCAGUUUCUGCGGAUCGACUGGAAAAGAACGACCGUCUGCUGGUCCUCUACUACCUGGAGGCCAUCGUCAUCCUCAGGCACCUACAGCGCCCUGGCGUUCUAACCAACAUGACCGUUGAGGAAUGGCAGAGAAGGAGACCCUUACAGAACGGCUGUUCUGUGGCCGUUAAAGAACACAAGACGGCCGCAUCACAAGUGGCAGAAAUCCCACUGACUGCUGAACAUGAACAUUGGUUUAGCAUAUACUUCAAACACAUUCGGCCAGUGAUGCUCCAGGGAUCCGGGGCAGAGGGCAACAGCACAGCAGAGGGCCACUUCUUCAUUCGAGCACGGGAAGGCCCAUCUACAACCCCAGCAACGAUUUGGCCAGACUCCAUUCAAAGUACAACCUUACACCCGUGAGCAGCUGUGAUGCCAGGGUGGCCUUUGAGACGGCAGCAAAGAACCUGCCGGAGAUUCAGCGUAAUGCGGUAGCUCGGUUGUUGGGAUACACCCCGGAGACUACCG